Messenger RNA from Haliotis rufescens (red abalone), 1822 nucleotides. RefSeq names its product syntaxin-18-like. The transcript has 10 exons. Bases 37 to 993 code for a protein of 318 amino acids. The record is from RefSeq and is a predicted model, not a curated record. Gene Ontology annotation, cellular component: SNARE complex; endoplasmic reticulum. Gene Ontology annotation, biological process: retrograde vesicle-mediated transport, Golgi to endoplasmic reticulum. NCBI's taxonomy places the organism in Eukaryota, Metazoa, Mollusca, Gastropoda, Lepetellida, Haliotidae.
UCUCGCGUGUGACGCACUUUCGUCAACACUGCCAACAUGGAUAUCACAAAUCUGUUUAAAGCGACAGUGAAGGCUGUCAAAUCACGCAACAAGGUCAUCGGCGAACCGGAUAAUGACAAAAGCACCAUUCUCAGUACCAAGAGAAAGAAAGGAGAUUUUGAAGUGAAAGCCAAAGAUGUGGUUAAUACCAUAACCAAGCUCCGGGAUUUCCUGCUUCAGCAUCGGAAGGAAUACGUCAAUGCUGGCAGUCACCUGGCAACAGAAUCAUCAAAGAUGACUGAUUCAGAUCGGGAUCAGAUUGACACAGAUUCACAACAGAUCAUUAAAAAGUGCCAGGAGACGAUUUCCAUGUUUCGACAGGAGGCAAACAGCCAGCGGGUUCAUCCUCAGGUCAAGGAACACCGACAGUCUGUCAUGGUUCUGAUUGGAGCUUAUUUAAAGGUUGUCUGUAAGAUCUACAGUGAGCAGAGAGCUGUGAGAGUGAAGAGAGUCGUGGACAGGAAGAGGAUAUCCCGUCUGGAGCCCGAAAGGAGGAUGCACAUCGCCAAACAUCUGGAGGACAACGCAGACCCAAGGCCACAAGCUGAUGUUAAACAGUCAGAGAAGUCUGAAAAGUCUCGAGUUGCCCUGGAGAAAAGCAGCCAUGCUGACGAUGAUGAUGAAAUUUCACCAGAGGAAGCACAGAUGUUUGAGCAGGAAAAUCAGACAAUCUACAACGAAAUGAACAGCAUGUCAGAUGAAGUAAGACAAAUAGAAGGGAAGGUGGUUGAAAUAGCAAAACUACAGGAAAUAUUUUCAGAAAAAGUUUUAGAACAGGAGAAAGAUAUAGACAGGAUAGCCAAUACAGCAGUUGGAUCAACGGAGAAUAUUAAAGAUGCCAACGAGGAAAUCAGGGAGGCAAUCAAGAAGAAGGCUGAGUUUCGAGUUUGGAUUCUGUUCUUCCUGGUGGUGUGUUCAUUCUCUCUCCUCUUCCUCGACUGGUACAAUGGAUAACACAACCAGAACGUCUAGAUGAACCUUAACUUAUAUAGCUCUAAGCUUGCAGCUUUAUAACAUUUGAAACAUACACCGUAAAGUAACAUCAUGAAAGAUAAAUCAUCUGAUGCAAAAGACGUCAUGAAUGUGUUCCAAUAGUUUUGUUGCCAUGGAAAUGAGAAACUGCUGAAUUAUCAGGUUUCAAUGAAAAAAGAAUGUGUACUGCAGUGGUGCUGUUGUCAUGGAGACAAGUACAUUGCCAUGCAAGAAGAAAACUAUCUAGGGCUGCUGUGAACAUGAUGAAUGCAAGUUGUAUACCGUAAAGUCUCCUAUAAAAGGAUCAGAUUCUUGAUCAUGUUUGAGUCUGUUGGAACGAAGGAAAUGAAAUAUUGAGGUUGUUAUGGAUACUUUUUAGGUGCAAUGAAGCUGAUAAUCACGAUCAUCAUAAUCACACGAUAUAGAUAAUCAUGAAAAUAUACACCAAAUGUGUGUAGAUUCUGAUGUGAUGAUGUACAGGAUAUAGAAUCCCACCUGAUCGCCUUGUCUCCUGUAUAGCUAAAAUACAAAUCUACACAUUUACUUGUAAAUAGUAUUUCUCACAUUUAAUUUUUCAGAGAUGUCUUUAUUUGACAGUAGGAUUUAGAUAAAUACCUCACUAGAAUCAAUCUGUGAUCCAUGCACCAACCACAUACAGGUUGGGUUUAUUCGGGAAUGGUGAUGGGGUGUUAUAUUAACUGUUAUUAGUGACCAACUAUUUAAUAUUGUGGCAGGGGGCCUGGGAUUUUUUCCUGAAGGAGAAUCUAAAUAAUCAUAUUUAUUCAUUGGAAUUUAUUUUAACACCAAUCUC